Anas platyrhynchos (mallard) is the source of this 5031-nucleotide messenger RNA. It is a transcript of the gene TMEM68, whose product is annotated as transmembrane protein 68. The record is from RefSeq and is a predicted model, not a curated record. Gene Ontology annotation, cellular component: membrane. Lineage: Eukaryota; Metazoa; Chordata; Aves; Anseriformes; Anatidae. Gene Ontology annotation, molecular function: acyltransferase activity.
AGCCCGCCGGGGCUGGCAGGCCCAGCCCCAGCCCCAGCCCCGCCUCUCCCCAGCGCGGGGGUGGCCGUGCCUCUUAUGCCGGGCCAGGGGCGGCGCGGCGGGGUGCCUGCUGCUGCCGCGGGCAGGAAAUGGUAGGUAGAAAAGAAUCCUGUGCCUCAGGACAGCUACCUAUGACCUACCUAAGCUGCCUUGCUUACAUACUGGAAGAAUGGACUGCUGUGGAGUACCUGAAGAAAUAUUUUUUCCACGUGGUCAUCAUCUCGGUGACAAUUAGUGCAAUGUUAAUUUUUUUUAUUGUUCCUUUAACAAUCCUCUGUUUCAUUUACCUUACUAAUGUUUUGCUUUUAAUAUAUCAGAGGAGUGAUGAGGUAAAAGCCACAAAAGAUCCCUUGAGUGAAGUUUGGGAUAGUGCAAGGAAAACUGUGGCAAGCUUUUGGGAUAUAUAUGCAAGAAUAUGGCAUGGUUAUGAACUUCAUGGUGUGGAAAACCUACCAGAAGGACCAGGCAUUCUUGUUUACUACCACGGAGCUAUUCCCAUAGACUACCUUUACUUUUUAUCUAGGCUGUUUCUCUGGAAGAAAAGACUUUGUCUGUCAGUAGCCGAUCAUUUUGUCUUUCGUUUACCGGGACUCAAGUUACUGUUAGAAGUGACUGGUGUUAUGCCAGGUACGAGGGAGGAGUGUCUCAGUGCACUGAAGAAUGGUCACCUGGUGUCUAUAUCACCAGGUGGAGUUAGAGAAGCACUAUUCAGCGAUGAAAGUUAUCAGCUCAUGUGGGGAAAUCGAAAAGGCUUUGCUCAGGUUGCUCUAGAUGCAAAAGUGCCCAUCAUUCCAAUGUACACUCAAAAUGUACGAGAAGGAUACAGGAUGUUUAAAGAACGAAGAUUUUUCAGAAAAUUGUAUGAAAGUACUCGAUUGCCAUUUACUCCUCCGUAUGGAGGACUUCCAGUUAAAUUUCGCACGUAUAUAGGGGAACCAAUCCCUUAUGAUCCAAAUAUAACUACAGAUGAGUUAGUUGAAAAGACAAAGAGUGCAGUUCAGGCUUUGAUAAAGAAGCACCAAACGAUCCCAGGCAGCAUAUGGAAGGCUUUAAUGGACCGAUUUGAUAGACAUCGUAAAAGUGAUUAGAAUGCUUAUGUUUAUUUCAUUGUUUUUACAAUAUAUAGUAAAAAACAAUGUCCUGUGGCAGUGAUGACUAAUUGGUGUUUAACCGGUUUAAUGUACAAGUUUCUACAGAUUCAACAGAAGAAAACAAUAACGUUUUGAAGGUUCCCCCCUGUAAGCUCUUUCAGUUAAUGGCUUUUGGAGGAUAUUCUUGAAGUCAGAAGGAGUGAGCCCUUGAACAAGAAAACUUGUGUAUAAUAGCAAUGCAAGUGCUAAAUUUACCAAGAAGAAAUCACGUAGCCAAUAUUUGACAGGUUCCUAAGAAAAAGGUAUUUACAUAUAUCUGAAAGUUUGAGAAGUUUUACCUAGUUCUGUGUUGUUGUUUUUUUCUGAGCUGUUCACUGUCCAGUCUCAGAAAAGUAUCUCAGAGUAGGUGUUGUCCCACUGAACUGCAGUCUAGCAGGCACUCUGUCAGUUACCUACCAAGCUAGACCUCACACAAGUGUGAGAAGAGAAAAUGCCUUUAGCUAAUGAUAUGUUGCUUAGAUCAUUUUUCUACAAAUGUAUGCAAAGAGAAAUAAUCCCAUUAAAACAGGUAUUAGACUCAUACAAAUAUAUCAGCUUAAUGGUUCACUAUCCUAGAAAGUAAGAAUUCUGCAUUCAGGACUUCCCUCUUAUGGGGGAGAAAAAGUCUCCCAUCCCGUUUUAUGUCCUCCUGCCCUUUUAUGAGAGAAUGAAACAAAUCUGGCUAACUCUAGGGAAGAAGUAAUACAGUAACAGAAAUACGUGGUUCAGAUUCCAACUACACUUUGAGGCAAAAUUUAGUUUAGCACUCUCAAAGAGAGUGGAAAAAAAGCUUCAGUUAAUUGUAGCACUUUGCAAAUACAUGUAGAAAGUACUUUCAAGUCUGUGCUGGUACAUUCAUGCAUUAUUGCACCAUGCAAUACUGAUUUAGCAGAUGAGGCUGCCUGUAGUUGGAGUGACUGCGUCACAGUCUAUUUGCAGUACAGAUGUGCUACACUCACCCAGGCUUCCCAGGGAGUGGGGUGAGGAGAGCUUAUCUAACACAGGCCUGAGGCUUGUAACCACCGGUGGUUUGCCUAAAAAUGAGGUACUGCAACACAUCCAUUCCCAUAUGGAUUGAGCUGAAGUGCCUGCUUGGAAGGGAGGAUAUAGGCAGUGUUGUCUUCCUAAUACGAUCUUCAGAAUACAGAAACUUGCUAAAAAACAGAACGUGUUUUUACAAGCUAUGGGUUGUUGUUAUUAGUGGGAGUGGGAGAACUUCAUGUAAUCUUUUCAAUUUGCCAUUAAAAGCAACCAAGUCUCUAAACUUCAAACAUGAAGGAAAGUAAUUUUCUUGCCUCAUUUUCUGUCCUCUUGUACUUCUAAUAUCUUGCCCCUGCACAUACUAAAAAAUUAUGUGGCAUGUAUAAUAUUAGCUUGUUGUCACUAGAAAACUAAAUCAAUCUAUUGGAUUAAAAUAAACCUCUCUUCUCAUGCUGCUUCUCUCUAAAUAUUUCUUGCAUAUCUGAAAAAGGGAACAGAAUGGACAGGUGAGCAUCCCUUGAAGAAUGUUAUUUCCCCAGAGCAAAAAGACAAGAAUCCUGUCCUGAAAAAACUCAGAUCUGUCAUAGGGCAUAAGAAUGUUUACUUGAAUCCCUUAACUAUAAUUGCAGUAUGCAGGCAGAAAGAUUUUUCUCUCAGCGGAGAUGCAACGUGCAUAGGAGUUGAUAAACUAAAGCAAACCAAGAUGCUGACUAGUAUGCCUUGACAUGAAUAGGAAUUCAAACCAUGAAGCCGUGUAUAAUGCACUCCAACAAUACAAGCUAAAAUUCAAAAAUGGAGCUUAACUCAAGUGAGAAAAUGAACUAAAAGAAAGGAUUAUCAAGUACUAAAACACAGAUGAUGAACCAACAGGAAUUAGGAGUAAUGAAUCUAAAAGCAUUCCUUGUAUCACAGAACUAUGUGGAAGGACUAGACAGCACCAUUCUCUAUCCUAUUCUAUUUUUCAAGCACGUUAACAUCAUCAGCUAAUAUACUUGUCAUCUGUAUUCUGAGAGCAACACAACCUUCAAACUCCAUGUACUCUGGUACCUGAUAGUAGGGGCUGUGCUGCAACUUCGAAUAAAGCGCUAGCCUUGGACAGAAGAUAGGUAAUCAGAACAACGGCUAUCUUUCAAAGUGGGGAUUUGAGCCUAGAGCUCCUGUACCUCAGACAGCUUGGAACAGUUUGUUAAUAACAACUCAAGGUUUUUCUGGGCUAUUUCAUCUUAACACCUGCAUCCCUACGUUAUCGACAGCUUAUCUGAAGUGAGAUGGAGUGAAACUUACUUUCUGUUGGUUUUCUUCUAUCAUAGUUGUCUUAGAGUAUUUACUGGGUUCUCAGGAUGAUGGACAAAUAUAUUAUUUAGAGAGCCAAGUGGUUUUGAAUGAAGAAUAAGACUGAUUUUUCUACUAAAAAUAGUUAACCCCCCCCCACAUGUUAGAAUACUAACAUGUAUUCUCUAAUACAGAAUUCUAAUCUAGAACUGCUCUAAUAUAGCAACUAGAACUAGAAACUGGUCUUACAGAAACUAGCAGAAAGUAGAGCUUCUUUUCAUAAAAAUACAAUUGUAAUUGCCUAUGAGACGACUCCCCUACAAUGCAAAUUUUCCAGCUUCUCUGUUACGUAUAUAAAAAGAAAGGUAAACCCAGCACAUGAAGAUGACCUUUCCCUGUUUCAUAACCCAAACCACAUAUAUGACUUUUUAAGAUGCUGCACUAGGGGAAAAAGUUCUGCUGGUAGCUUUGGAAAAAUAAAUUAUAAAUAAUGUAAAUAAUGUAAAUAAAAUUAUAAAAAUGCACAAUGGAACAACCCCAGCUCAGAAGUCCAGUAGAUUAUAUAAAUGUAAAAGAUAGUCAAAAAAGCAUGACAAAGAUACACAGAGUUUGUACCCAAUUGAUGCUAAAUUUAUCUUACCUAAAGUUGAUGUCAGAACUGUGCUGUUGCUUUGAAAACCAUUGAAUUUCAGUCCAGCUGGUACAGUAGCUAAAUAAACCUGUAUGUCUGGAACCAAGCCUGGUGUAACUGCAAUAUCCUCUUAUUUAUUGCAUUUAUUUAUAUAACAUAUCAGGUAGAUCCAGGAAUCAUAUCCAAGGCUGCGGGACAGUCAAAUCUACAUCAACAUUGCUUAAAAAGUGUCCAAACUGCAAAGAUUCAGGAAUACUAAUUUCAGUCAGAUACUGCACAGAAUAGCACGCAGGACUUCAGGAGGAGAGUAUGAGAACUAAGGCAGCAUGACUCAAGCUAUGCUGAAGGGCUAAACUACUCUGGACUGUGUGGUUUGGACUCCUGUUCAUGUCCAGGCAUAUUAGCAGACAUACACUGAAUAUAGUCUGCAUGUGAAUGAGGUCCCCACCCCAAUUUUAUCAAAUACAUAACAUCAGCACAACCCUAACGUUAUAUCCAAUGAAUCCCAGCUGUGUUUUUUUUUUGUUAGUUCGUUUGUUUUUUAACUUUCAGAAAUGAGGUCUAUUAUAUUCAUAGGGUUCUUCCAGAGUUGUUUCUAUAAUGGAAUGUAUUACUAUUUCUCCCUUUCCUAUACCAAAACCCUCCCCACAAAAAAAUAAAAAUAAAAAUAAAAAAACCUUUCCCCAGUAAAAUCCUUAAAAAAUCCAUCAAUAUAGCAACUUCACUUUACUCUGUGGUAAUACCAACAUUUCCUAAAUGUUCCUGAUCUCUGGCUAAAACGAUUUAAGACAAAGAAGUUUUGGUUUAUGGAAAUAAUUAGAGAACAAGUAUUUGAGUUGUAUGCAAAACAUGUCAAAGAGACCAAACACUGUAAAAACCAAACAAACAGAUACCAGACAUUGUUUAGAUAAUGUGAUUUGCAUAUCAUAUUGCCUUCCUGUUGCCCUAAUCAAGCUGAAUAAAAAUUAAAUCUUUUUA